Messenger RNA from Metopolophium dirhodum (rose-grain aphid), 2813 nucleotides. RefSeq lists its product as uncharacterized. Bases 461 to 1237 code for a protein of 258 amino acids. The record is from RefSeq and is a predicted model, not a curated record. NCBI's taxonomy places the organism in Eukaryota, Metazoa, Arthropoda, Insecta, Hemiptera, Aphididae. The transcript has 3 exons.
UACACCGUGGCAACGAUACAGAGCAUCGCGUGACACGUGUUGUGAAGUGUUCAAGUGGUGAAUCGUCGUCUAAAUAUAAUAUAAUAUUAUUAACUAGAUAUUCACAAUUACGUGAGGACUUUCCGAUAGCACGUAAACGUGGACAAGCGUGCUGGACGUAAAUAUUGUAAUAUAAUAUAAGUAUUUAAGUACCUACCUACAUAACGUACAGACUGUGUCACCGCACGUCCAGGAGUCCGAGCAAUCAUUUUUUCAACAAAUUCAAACAUUGUAGCAUCUCAUUGGAUCGAAACUUUUACAUACAAUAGAACUUUAGAGGGAGUUGCGUCAUCGUGUUUUGGAUCACACUGGAUACGGAAGGUCUCUGAAUCACAGUCAAAGCAAAACAACAACCUGGGAAUUUCGUUACAUCGUAAUUAAGUGGAUAUUAUCGCGUUAGGUGAACAAAAAAAAAUCGAAAAUGACCUCUACUAUUUACGCUGCGUUUGUGUUGCAACAACACGAACUGGAAUCCAACGGCGUUUUAACGCAUCAGAUCAUGAAAUUCACGGAAUCCGAAGACCCCACGCACGCGCCGUACGUUAAGUUGGAGAACGUGUCCAUGGACACGCUUGCCGAGGCGAUACAGAAACGAAUAAGCGACAACAGCGCGUACAAGUUUUUGAACCGACGGUCGGACGACGACCGCGACGGCGUUAUGCUGUACGCGAUUCCCACGGUGGAAACCGACGACGAAGAACUUGACCAGUUCAAGUUUGUGUCCAGCCACGAGGGGACGAAGAGAGUUUUGUCCGAGGUCAUGGAGGACCUGGGCUGCGAGUACACUCGCCUGUUGCCGGACAUCGAGAUCGCCAGCGUCGAUUCGAUGGCCACCUGGACGCUGACCGUGUCCGAGAGCCACGAGUACCACGAACUGAGACUGACGCCGGGAAAUCGGUGCACCAAUGACGUGACGCCGCACACGAGCACCGCCGAGUUGCAGAUCAAUAACAUUCGUCUGUCGGAGAUAUUGUACUUGGCCGAGUACACGCACACGAUAAGUCCAAGUUUGGUGCGUUACUGUGACGUGCCAUUGUAUCUGGGCUCAAAACGGACUUGCGAGAGAUUUAAAUUCCCAAAGACGGCCAAGACGUCUGCGCAAAUUGUACGGGAAAUACAGCGAAAGAUCGACAGAACGCACGUACCUCUUACUGAGCUGUGGAACAUAGUAAUGGGUGGUGCCAAAUUUUUUAUAUAAUAUUUUUCAGCCUAUAUCAAAUCACGCGUGAAUUGUUUAGCCAUCCUUUUUUUAUGGCUGAACAUUUAAAUCAAAUCGAAUUGAUUAAGUUGUAUUGUUUUUGUGUGUGUGUGUGUGUGUGUGUUUAUAACCAUCUUAAUACGCACACACACAUAGUACUAUACACACAUAAUAUUAUAAUUCGAAAUAAAAGAUAAUUAUAUAUAAUAAUAUUAUAAUUAUUAAGCCCCAAAUAAGUGAAAUUAAUUUAUAUUACACCAGAAUAAUCAAUACGUUAGGUAGUCAAUUAAUCAUAAAAUAAGUAUUGUGUCUGAAUGUUUUAAGUUUACAAAACUCUAAAAAAAGAACCAGUAAAAGUGAUUUCAUAUUUGUAUUAAAAUUUAAAGUAUAAAAGUAUGUAAGUUUAAAGUGAAUUUGACUUCUAUUUUUAAAUUACAAAUUAUAAUAAGUAAUAAAAAUAAAAAUAAAAAUAUACAAUUUAAAAAUCGAUUUAAUAAAAUGUUAUAGUACGUAGAGGUAGGUACUUACUUUUAAUUUAUUAUCCGGAUUAGGUAUAUCGAUAAAAUGAGCUAUAACUCAAUCAAAAUAAAACUGAUCCUAGCUACAUCCAUCGCACACAUACAAAUCUAUAUAUUAACUAUAUAAUAUAUAGUUUUCAAACAAAUACCGAUGUUGUUCAAAAAAUAAUACAUAAAUCGGCAACUAGGAAACUAAAAUUAACCACAAAUACAUUUAAAAAAUGCUAAAAAUUAAAAUAAAAGUCAUGUACCUAUUUAUUAUACAUUUAGACAUGUAGUUGAAUAAUUAAAAAAUUAUUUUUCUUUUUAACUUAAUAUACGUUUAAAAUGAAAAAAUAGCUAUUGCAAUUAAUGUACACAAUCCAAACAGUACAAUAUUUAAGUAUACACGUUUUUUAAAAUAUCUUCCUUUCUUAUUUACGUUGAUGUGAUGUUCUUUCAUUUUUUAAAAAUCUGAAUAAAAUCGUAUUAAUUAUUAUUAAUACAAUUUCAUUUUAAUUUAUUUUUGUACAACUUAUAAUAUAGUAUGAUACAUAUUUUCUUAAAUAUAAGUACCUACUACAUGUAAGUAUGUAAGUAUACAUUUCAUUGUGAAUUAAAAAAAUAACACUAAAGAUAAUUGGUACAUAAGUCAUAAUAAGUGUUUUAACAACAACUUUAUAAUAUAUUUAGGCACGUUUGGUACAAAUUAUCAUUAUUGAUUUUAGACAAAAAAAAUUAUUUGUCCAAAAUGUGAUACGUAGGACACGUGUCCACUUAAAACGGAUGAAUUUUGUUUCAAUGCUCUACGGCUUAUAAUAAUACUGUAUUUAUUUAUAAAGCGCAUAUUAUGGUGUUAUAUGUUUUGUUGAUUUUGUAAUUAAAUUAUAUUUUAUUGUUGUAUGAAAACUAAAAGAAAAAUACGUUAAAACUAUAUUAACUACUUUGCACAAAAAAAAAAUGAAAUGCGAGGGACACAAAAUAGCGUGGAUUUAUUUUUCUGCACCAUAUUUAUCUACCUAGUAUACAGUGUGUUUCCUUUUAAAGGUAACACGACAUAUUUCAAUACAGUGACCUCG